Molecule: messenger RNA, 666 nt
Organism: Prorocentrum cordatum
Lineage: Eukaryota; Dinophyceae; Prorocentrales; Prorocentraceae
Source: the annotation of a GenBank genome assembly
GGGCACCGCGGCGCGGCGGGGAGCGGGAACACGUGCUCGGAUUUCUGCGCGAAGCAUUUGCACGGCAAGCUGCUGCCCAAGCUCGCGGCGUUCCGAGGAGACAGUGGGUGGACGAGCACCUUAAGCAGGCCUUGCGCGAGAGUUUCGAGGAGCUGGAUGCAAGCUUCGCGGAGAAGAACCCAGACGCCAAGGACGGCUGCUCCGCGGCCGUGGCCCUGGUGCUCGGGGACCGCGUGGCGGUGGCCAGCCUCGGGGACAUCGCCUGCCUCGCGUGCCUCCGCUCCGGAGGGAUCGUCCGCCUCGCGAGAGCGCACGCGGUCCCGGACCCCGACGCGGAGGACGACGAGGACGAGGACGGCGACGGUGGCGGAGCAGCCGCAGCGGCGGCAGUGGCGCCUCCGAGUGCCGACUUCAGAUGGACGCGUUCGUUCGGGGACCUCAGUUUCAAGGCGCCCGGGCGCGAGGGCACGCGGGUGACCGCGACGCCGGACGUGGCGGUCUUCAGACUGGAGCGCGAGCACCUGGGCUUCAUCCUGGCCUGCAGGGAGCUCUACGCCGCCAUCGGCGGCAAGACCGCCGUCAGCACGGUCUUCCGGCGCAGCGCUGGGCGCCCGCGCAUGGCGUCCGGCGCCCUGGUGGACGCGGCGGUGCAGUGGCUUGGGGAGG